CUCUUCGCAAUUCUAUAUAAACCCUCUGCUCCUCAUUGCACCUUCAUCAUCUUCUUCAUCACAACUCUACCGUCUCCUCUUUUCCUCUCUUUAAUUUAAACAACCACCACUAGUUCCUAAAAGAGAUUUUCUCUUCAUUAGUUUUUGUUUGUUGGUGUCUAUAUUUUCAUCCACAAUAAUGCCUGCCGGAGGUUUCUCGGCCAAGCCGGCCGGAGGGGUGGAGUUCGAGGCGAAGAUAACGCCGAUCGUCAUCAUUUCCUGCAUAAUGGCUGCCACCGGUGGCCUCAUGUUUGGUUACGACGUUGGAGUUUCAGGGGGGGUCACAUCGAUGCCCGAUUUCUUGAAAAAAUUCUUCCCAACUGUGUACAGGAAGACGCAGGAUCCCACAAUCAAUAGCAACUACUGCAAGUAUGAUAAUCAAGGCUUGCAAUUGUUCACCUCGUCACUGUACUUGGCUGGCUUAAUAGCAACUUUCUUUGCGUCCUACACCACUAGAAAGCUAGGCAGGAGGCCAACCAUGUUGAUUGCUGGGGUUUUCUUCAUUAUUGGUGUGGUGCUUAAUUCUGCGGCUCAAGACCUUGCCAUGCUCAUCAUUGGCAGGAUUUUACUCGGCUGUGGAGUUGGUUUUGCUAAUCAGGCUGUGCCUCUGUUUCUAUCUGAGAUAGCACCCACAAGAAUACGUGGAGGCCUAAACAUACUCUUCCAGCUUAACGUUACCAUCGGCAUUCUUUUUGCUAACCUUGUCAAUUACGGGACUGCAAAAAUUAAAUCGGGAUGGGGUUGGAGAUUAUCGUUGGGAUUGGCUGGCAUUCCUGCACUUCUCUUGACUUUUGGGGCUCUCCUGGUGUUAGAAACCCCUAACAGCCUCAUUGAGCGAGGCCGCUUGGAAGAAGGAAAAUCAGUUCUCAGAAAGAUUCGUGGCACAGAUAAUAUUGAACCAGAGUUCCUGGAGCUUGUUGAGGCAAGCCGUAUAGCAAAAGAAGUGAAGCAUCCAUUCAGGAAUCUUGUGAAGAGGAGGAACCGCCCCCAGUUGGUUAUAGCAGUAGCCUUGCAGAUCUUCCAGCAACUCACAGGCAUCAAUGCAAUCAUGUUCUACGCUCCUGUCUUAUUCGACACUCUAGGAUUUGGCGGCGAUGCUUCCCUGUAUUCAGCUGUUAUAACAGGUGCAGUGAAUGUUAUUUCUACUGUUGUAUCCAUCUACUCAGUGGACAAAGUAGGACGCCGAAUGCUGUUAUUGGAAGCUGGAAUCCAAAUGUUUGUCUCUCAAGUGAUAAUAGCAGUAAUCCUAGGAAUCAAGGUUAAAGACCACUCUGAGGACCUUCAUCGUGGAUUUGCAGUCUUAGUGGUUAUUAUGGUGUGCACUUUUGUUUCUGCAUUUGCCUGGUCUUGGGGACCUCUUGGAUGGCUAAUCCCCAGUGAAACUUUCCCAUUGGAGACCCGCUCAGCUGGUCAGAGUGUUACUGUUUGUGUCAACUUGCUCUUCACAUUUGCUAUAGCACAGGCCUUCCUCUCUAUGCUGUGCCAUUUCAAAUAUGGCAUCUUCUUGUUCUUCUCUGGCUGGGUGUUUAUCAUGUCAUUUUUCGUGUUUUUCCUCGUUCCAGAGACCAAAAACAUACCUAUUGAAGAGAUGACGGAGAGAGUGUGGAAGCAACAUUGGCUCUGGAAGAGAUUUAUGGAUGACAAUGAGGAGAGAGCAAUUGAAAUUAAUGGUCAGAAAUCACAGAAAAAUGGGCAUACAAAUGGAUUUGAUCCUGUUACCCAGUUGUAAAUUUGAAAGAGGAGGUUUCAAUUAAGCUAUACCUUACAAGAACAUUGUUUUCAUAUUAGAAUAUAGAUAGGUAUCAUUAUAUUUUCACAAUACAAUGUUGUCUAAUUUAUUAUUUUAAAGGAAUGAAGAAUGUCUUUUAAUUUUCUCUA
Molecule: messenger RNA, 1917 nt
Organism: Hevea brasiliensis (rubber tree)
Lineage: Eukaryota; Viridiplantae; Streptophyta; Magnoliopsida; Malpighiales; Euphorbiaceae
Product: sugar transport protein 13
Exons: 5
Coding region: 179-1768 (529 amino acids)
Biological process (GO): monosaccharide transmembrane transport
Cellular component (GO): membrane
Molecular function (GO): monosaccharide transmembrane transporter activity
Source: RefSeq, a predicted model, not a curated record